Molecule: messenger RNA, 13318 nt
Organism: Notolabrus celidotus (New Zealand spotty)
Lineage: Eukaryota; Metazoa; Chordata; Actinopteri; Labriformes; Labridae
Gene: insrb
Product: insulin receptor b
Exons: 24
Coding region: 1178-5287 (1369 amino acids)
Biological process (GO): positive regulation of MAPK cascade; cell surface receptor protein tyrosine kinase signaling pathway; positive regulation of phosphatidylinositol 3-kinase/protein kinase B signal transduction
Cellular component (GO): axon; insulin receptor complex; membrane
Molecular function (GO): ATP binding; phosphatidylinositol 3-kinase binding; insulin receptor activity
Source: RefSeq, a predicted model, not a curated record
CGGAUCCGGACCUCUCCCCCUGAGUACGCGCUGAUCCGCUCCGGAUUUUCCCCGCAGCCCACGAAUAGCCCAGCUGAGUCGACUGGCAGGACUUGUUUACUGGAGAGACUAGCAGAAAGGAGAGACGGAAAGAGGGGGAACCUGAGGGAGAGCAAGCUCUAUACGGAACGGGAAUCCAAGUUUUUACACUUGACCCGUCUUUUAAAGUCUUUUUUGAUUCUUUACCUCAUCGUGUUUUGAUAUCGGAGACGGGAUACUGACUUUCUGUGUGCGUGUGUGUGUUUUUCUUUGAUUUCUAACUCCACCGCCGACACUGAACCCUCGUUUGUUUUGGAUUAGCUAGCUACCAUUAGCUGUUUUUCCCCGUCGGCUCACGUUAAUCUGAGAAAAACAGGCAGCGUGGUGAGUUUUCUCACUUCAAAGCAGCGUGCGGGUUCAUCAGAGCCGUCAUUUUAUGGUUUUUCCUCACAUGUUGGAUGUUGGAGAGGCAGCCUUCACCCCUCAAGUUUUCCUUCUUUGUUUUUUUUUCUCCCCGUUUUUUCUUUAUGGGUGUUCAUUCGUUUGCGGCGUGGUGGUCAGCGGGGGUGAAGGAGUUCAGAGGAAGGUCGUAGUAGAGAGAAAGCUGUGUCGCUGCUGCACGUUUUUCCUGCACGUAGGAGUUUCCUGGGAUGUGCUCCCAUCUAUCUUAAAAAGGGCGAGCUUCUGAGAAGAUACCAGCAAAGUGGGAAAAAUAAAAGGGACCUGUGGACUUCAAAAGGAGAGAGCGCAAACCCUGCCAACUGUCCUUCUUGGCUCUGUUCUGAUCCAUAUGGAGCACCAAGUGAACAGAUGAACGUGGACUGUCGCCUUCACUUAUGGAAAAUGAAGAUCUUUACUCGCACAUGUGUUGCCAGAACCCAAGAUCACGUUAUUUAGUGGUCUGCAUUUUUUCCGGGGCUCACAUACAUCAAAAACUUGGCUGGGGAGGAUACCCAUAAAUUUAUAACCAACUCCCCCCGAAUCAAGGGGGGCAACCUUGAAUUAGUUGGUUACGCUGAACCUUAAUUAAAAUAAUUUUUUUUUUUUAUACCUUUUGAUAUUCAAACAUUUUUUUUAGAUGAACAAUUCUCCCAAGUGAUUGGAGUCCUUUUACAUUGGGAAGCUUCAAGAGGACAGCACAACUUACCCUUAACUCAAAAUGAGACGCUGGACAAUAAAGUUGCGAGCACAAAUUGUGUUUUUUAUCAUCUGCACCUGCAUCAUCUGCCAGUGUGGACUUACAAACGGAGAAAUCUGCCAAAGCAAAGACAUCCGGAACAAUGUGACCAACCUCCAGUCACUGGAGAACUGCACCAUCAUCGAGGGCCACCUCAAGAUCCUGCUUAUGUUUAAGACCAAGACCGAUGACUUCCGAGGCCUCAGCUACCCUAAACUCAGAGUGGUGACAGACUACGUGCUGCUAUUCAGGGUCUAUGGCCUGGAUUCCCUCACCGAUCUCUUCCCCAACCUGACGGUGGUCCGAGGAAACAACCUCUUCUUCAACUACGCUCUGGUGAUUUACGAGAUGCUGCAGCUGAAGGAGGUGGGACUCCACAGUCUCAUGAACAUCACUCGAGGCGCUGUGAGAAUCGAGAAGAAUCCAGACCUGUGUUACCUGGCCACUCUGGAUUGGUCCAAGAUCCUAGACUCGGUGGAGGACAACUUCAUUGUGGCUAAUAAGAACGAUCGAGAGUGUGGAGAUGUGUGUCCUGGCACGGCUCAGGGUCAGACAAUCUGCUCGCAGAAUACCAUCAAUGGACACUUCAGGGGGCGAUGCUGGUCACAGAGCCACUGCCAGAGAAUGUGCUUGGACAACUGUAAGCAUGGUGCGUGUAGCCUCCAGGGUCAGUGCUGCCAUGACCAGUGCCUAGGCGGCUGUUCGGAGCCCGGUAAUGCAAGUAGCUGUGUGGCCUGCAGGAACCUCCAGCAUGGGAACACCUGCGUGGAGAAAUGUCCUGCUGGAUACUUCAUCUUCAGGGGCUGGCGCUGCGUCAGCUUCUCCUUCUGCCAGGAGCUCCACACCCAGUGCAAGCAGUCUAAGAAGCUGAACCAGAACCGGGAAUCGGGUUGCUACGAAUACGUCAUCCACAAUGGGGCCUGUAUUCCAGAGUGUCCUUCUGGAUACACCACCAUCAAUUCUACUACGUUGACCUGCUCACCAUGCGCAGGCCUGUGUCCUAAACUGUGUGUGGGAAACAAGACGAUCGACUCAGUUACCUCAGCCCAGGCUUUGAGAGGCUGCACUGUUCUCCAUGGCAGCAUGAUCAUCAAGAUUCGAGGAGGGACUAACAUUGCAGCGGAGUUGGAGGCUAGUUUGGGCCAGCUUGAGGAGAUCACAGGCUCCCUCACUGUUCGAAGAGCCUACGCCCUGGUCUCCCUCUCCUUCCUCCGCAAGCUACGCAUCAUCAGGGGGGAGCAUCUAGAAGCAGAUGUCUAUGCCUUCUAUGCGCUGGACAACCAGAACUUACGUGAACUGUGGGAUUGGUCCAAACACAACCUAACCAUCCAUAAUGGUCGGAUGUUCUUCCACUACAACUCCAAACUUUGCAUGUCUGAAAUCAGGAAGAUGGAGGAUGUGUCAGGAACAAAGGACCGCAACCAAAAGAAUGAUAUCGCUGUACGCAACAACGGGGACCAAGCCUCCUGUGAGACCAAGCUGCUGAAAUUCACUCUCGUAAAGACAACGUCGACUAUGAUUAUGUUGAGGUGGGAGCAAUUUUGGCCGUUGGACUUCAGAGACCUGCUGGGCUUCAUGGUUCUCUACAAAGAAGCUCCAUACAGGAAUGUGACGGAGUUCGAUGGACAGGACGCAUGUGGCUCUAACAGCUGGGCGAUCGCUGAUGUCGAGCCUCCGCCCCGUCCCACCGAGGCUAAGAAGUCUGAGGAUCCGGGGCAUCUGAUCCGACCUUUAAAACCCUGGACCCAGUAUGCCGUCAUGGUGAAAACCCAGCUGUCAGCUUCUGACGAGCACCAGGUUCACGGAGCUAAGAGCGAGAUCAUCUACGUCCGCACCAAUGCCUCCAAGCCCUCUGUACCUCUGGACCCCAUCUCCUCCUCCAACUCUUCCUCUCAGAUCAUCCUGAAGUGGAAGCCUCCCACCAGCCCCAAUGGCAACAUCACCCACUACCGGGUCAUCUGCCGUAAACAGUCCGAGGACAGCGACCUGUACAAGUUUGACUACUGCCUACAAGGAAUGAAGCUGCCUUCCCGCACUCCGACCCACCUGGACAGUGAGGACGAACAGAAGUGGAACCAUACAGAAGAACCCACCUCAGGGGGAAGGUGCUGCGCCUGCCCCAAGACAGACAAUCAGCUUAAGAAAGAGCAAGAGGAGAUAGAGUACCGCAAGACCUUUGAGAACUACCUCCACAAUGAAGUCUUUGAGAGCAGACCAUCCCGUCGGAGACGCUCAGUAGGGGUUGCAAACGGCACCCUCUUCCUCACCACAGCCCCCAGUCUGGUGUUUGGCUCCACCACAGGAAGCCCUUUAGAUGACAAUGAAGACAAGGAAGGAUCAAAGGUGGAGCUGAAGGUGUUUUCAAAGGAGUCAACCGUCAUCUCCAGCCUGCACCACUUUACUAGUUAUAAGAUUGAGAUCAUGGCCUGCAACCAUCCGACAGACCUCAAGCGCUGCAGCAUGGCUACCUAUGUCAGUGCUCGAACCAUGCCCGAGGAGAAAGCAGAUGACAUCCCAGGCACUGUGACCCAUGAGAUAGUGACGGCAGAGCCUCCCUAUGUGUUGAUUAAAUGGAACUCACCUCGCUCCCCCAAUGGCCUCAUCAUCCUGUACGAGGUGUUCUACAGGAAGGUUGGAGACUCAGAGACUCACACAGCUUGUGUGUCCCGACCGGCCUACCUCAAGACAGGUGGCACCAAGCUUUCACUUGUUCAGCCUGGAAACUACAGCGUCAGAGUCCGUGCCACCUCCCUGGCAGGAAAUGGCUCCUUUACAGAAACCACUCACUUCUUCAUGCCCAACCCUGAUCAAGGUUUGAUUUGGAUCGUGAUUGGCCCAGUCAUCUGCUUCAUUCUGUUGCUGAUCGUGGGAUGUGGAGUCUUUGUGAUCUUAAAGAAGAAGCAAACAGAAGGCCCGACAGGACCUCUCAUCGCCUCCUCAAACCCGGAGUACCUCAGUGCUAACGACGUAUACGUUCCUGAUGAGUGGGAGGUCCCCCGAGAUAAGAUCGUGCUUCUCAGAGAGCUGGGUCAGGGCACCUUCGGCAUGGUGUAUGAGGGAAUCGCCAAGGACAUCGUCAAAGGCGACCCGGACACACGCGUAGCCGUCAAGACGGUCAAUGAGUCGGCCAGUCUCAGAGAGAGGAUCGAGUUCCUCAACGAAGCCUCUGUUAUGAAAGCUUUCAGCUGUCACCAUGUGGUGCGUCUAUUAGGUGUGGUGUCUAAAGGUCAGCCCACUCUGGUAGUGAUGGAGCUGAUGACCCACGGUGACCUAAAGAGCUACCUGCGCAGUCUCAGGCCUGACUCUGAAAACAACCCAACAGGUCGCCCUCCUCCUACACUGAAGGACAUGAUCCAGAUGGCAGCAGAGAUUGCAGACGGCAUGGCAUACCUCAACGCCAAGAAGUUUGUGCACAGAGACCUGGCAGCCAGGAACUGCAUGGUGGCAGAAGACUACACUGUCAAGAUAGGAGACUUCGGUAUGACCCGAGACAUCUACGAGACCGACUACUACCGAAAAGGAGGGAAAGGUCUGCUCCCUGUCAGGUGGAUGGCUCCGGAGUCUCUAAAAGACGGAGUCUUCACUGCCCACUCUGACUGCUGGUCGUUUGGCGUUGUGCUGUGGGAGAUCAGCACGCUAGCAGAGCAGCCUUACCAGGGUCUAUCCAACGAACAGGUUCUAAAGUUCGUCAUGGAAGGAGGAUACCUGGACCGACCGGAGAACUGCCCGGAGAGGAUGCACAGCCUCAUGCAGAUGUCCUGGCAGUACAACCCCAAGAUGCGUCCGACGUUCCACGAGAUCAUUGAGAUGCUGCGGGAGGACCUGCACCCGUCUUUCCAGGAGUUCUCUUUCUUCUACAGUGAGGAGAACAAAGUUCCAGAGACAGAAGACUUUGACCUGGACCUGGACAACAUGGAGAGCAUCCCUCUGGACCCAUCUUCUUACUCACAUAGGGAGGAGUGCUUAGGCAGGGACAGCGGGCCCUCGGUGGCCCUCAGGGGGAACUAUGAGGAACAUGUCCCCUACACACACAUGAACGGUGGCAAGAAAAACGGACGAAUCUUAUCGUUGCCCAGAUCCAGCCCUUCCUAACAUUUCCUGUUUCCUAGAAGAACUUUUUAAAACCUUCUCCAUUUUUCCACUUCCCAUCCUUCUUUCUCUUCCAGUCAAUUUUUUUCUGUAUCCUUCAUGUUCCUCGCAUCAUUUUCUAAUGAUUUUCUUAUUCUUGGGGAACCUUUCAAAAAAACAACAACAACACAGAUCUCAGGACUUUUUAUUUUCUCACGGCUGCCGAAACACAGGCAAGCAAGGGAUGCAAACAUGUUGAAACACUUUUUUUACUUCCUCCACAACACAUCGGAUUUUUCUAUUACCAUAUAACCUAUCUAUUGUUUUUCACUAUUGCCACGUUUCCAGGACUCCAUGUGAGGGAAACAAGAAAAAAACUGUGAACACGACAAACCUUAGACAACCAAGAAGGCUGCUCAUGCUCAACCUCCUCAAGACUCAUCCCUCCCUCCUCUCCCCCACCGAUCUGCAUUUCCACAUUUCUGUGCUUUGUGUUUUUCUCUCCAAGUGAAAUCUUGUUACUCAGAUAGUGGCCUUUUUGUACGUGGCCUAUAAACAAAGAAAAGUGUCUAACAGCGCUUAUACUAAUUUUUCCUCUUUUUCUUUUUGAACAAUGACUUAAUCAGUUUGGAACAGUGGGAUGACUUGCAAAGACUUGAUCCUAGAACAAACAUCUAUUCCUAGAGGAAUUAUUUUUGUUUUGUUUUGUUUUGUUUUUGGUUCUGCAGAAUUCCAAACUACACACAGAUUCAUCGGGUGUUUGGUGAAUAGUUUUAAUUUAUUCGCUUUUUUUGUUGUUUUCUCUUUUCUUCUUCUCUUCUUUUCAGUUGUAUUUCUGUGUCCUCACUAUAUGGCUGAAGGAUAUUUAAACAGUUAAGAAUUGGACUAAAGAGUUCCUCAGACUGACCAAUAGCUGCUGCUUUGAUAUAUUUUAGUGGGUAUAGAAAUAUAUAAAUAUAUAAUAUAUAUAGUAUAUAUGGGAUAUUGGUGCCUAUGUACCAAUGUUUUAUAUAUAAUACAUGACAUAUUGAUGUUUUUGUAAAUAGUUCAUAUUUGUAAGAUUUUUCAUCAGAAGCUUUGCUGGUAUUUUUGUUUUGCCAGGUUUUUUUUUCUUUUUCUGGUUUUUAAAAUUUUCUUAAUUUUAUAGCCCCAGAAAUCACACUAAUCUACCAUCAGUGCUCUCUGUGUCUUAGGCCUCCAAAGCCCUGAAAUAUUGUCAACUCACUGCACCAUUUUUUAUAAACCUCAGUCCCACUGAGAGCUGUCAAUAUUUGGAGGCAGUUUUACUACAACAACAACAACAACAACAACGGGGAAAAAAACAAAAACAAAAAAAUGGAAUAACCAAAAAAAAAGCUUUACAAAAGGGGAAUGAGGUCUUUCUAGGUGGAUGUGCACCUGACGUGUGUGUCAGUUUCUGUGUCUGCUGUCUCUCUCUCUAUUCGGGUCACGCGGGAGCUGAAGUCUUUAUGUGUCUGUUAUCACAGGUUUGUUGCGUCUUUCACGUGGUUGUUGUUAAUUAUCAGCGAGGUUAGAGAGUUCGGAGAGCUUCUUCCUUCCGUGAUCGUAGCUCUGUGUGUUGGUGAUGACUUAUCAGUUGUGUGGGCGCUGCUAGGGUCAGGGCAGGGUGAAGAGAACACCACCCACUUUAAAGUGGACAACAAGGCCCUUCUUUUUUUUUAAAGUGUCUUUAUCGCAAUAGCCCUCAUGGUUUAGGGUCAGAGAGCAGUAGCAUUCCCUCCCUAUCUGACCUGCAAUCUGUCAUUCGAACGGAAGGCUCUCUUAAUUUUAAACACUCUCUUUGUUAGCUUUCCUCUGCACCACACACACCUCCUCAGCUCUCCCCAUUGGCUGCUGAGCUCACUGCUCAAAAUGGGGCUGCUGGAAAUUUCCACGUUUUGUGGUCGAGGGCUGGAGAAAAAUACGGAAAGUUCCAACUGUGUUCAGAGUCCACAGCAGGUAGAGGAGAGAGAGAGGGAGAGGGGCAGUCUCUCUGUGCCUCUCUAUCUUUCACUGUCUGAAAGAGAGGGAGUGUGUGAGUGAUUGUUAAUCCUAUUAUUUUCCCUGCUAUCACAUGCAGUUGGGUAGUCAGGAGGACACAGUGUGCAGCAGCUAUUUUGCUCAGGUCUGACAUUACAGGGUUUAGUUGGGACUGCUUGUUCCCUCAUCUCCUCUGUUUUUGCCUGCCUGCUGGCAAAGCUGAUAUCAUCAACAUGCGCCAUCAAAAUCAGAACACAGGAAAGACUGUUUCUUGCUCAAUAAUUGAAUAUCUGAAGUUUCUCGCCCCUUAUGCAUUGGAAACAUUCCUGUGACCCUUACACUAAGUCUUCAAUAGGUCUUUUAAGAUCAUAAAGUCCUUCAUUUGGAGCCCAGAAGCCGCCACGCGUCACACAGCAGAUCUAGUCCUCCUCACUCUGUAACCACAGCCUCCGAUGACGCAGGUUAGCGAAAGUCAGCAGACAUGUAGAGAUGAACUUUUUUGUCAAUCUUCUGGACACACAGACCGGUGUGGUUGCCAAUCUAGCCCGAGCAGCAUUCAGCACUUAUAGUUUAGCCAAAGUGUCGGCAGCUUUCUGUCAACAACCAGAAUCCGCAGAAUCGGUCAGAGAAAGCAGAGAAGCUGCCUCCAUGUUUUAAACCAGUGCCUUCUCAAACCCAGAGCCACGUUCAGACUAGUUGUAACAGCUAGUAACACACACAGACACACACACAAAGACACACAUACAUAGACAGGCCUCUGUGCUCUCUCUGUAUUCUCUCACAAGGAAGGAGACACGCAGGAUCAAACCUGCAUCUUCAUUCGUGUUUUAUGGUUACGACUUUGUUCCUCGCUGUUAAAGUCAAAAGAAGUAACGGGGCUUUUUGCAAACAUUUGUAAUGUUUCACUCAAGCUUGUUGCCAGCGUAUGGUUUGAACACUGAUGUUCACCUGGUGCUUUAGCAGCAACACUGUGGAUUGGCCGGAGUCUGUCGGCACUUGGAUGGGCACCUGAGGUUAUGAUGUAGAUUUAAGCUAAUUAGUCUGAGGAGUUACAAUCUUGGGCUUUUGUACUUUGUAAAUAAUCUGUGACAUAGUUUGGAAAAUAAAAGCAGAAGAAAAAAGAUGUAUAAAAAAAAUUACAACGCCCGUCAGUUUUGCAUACAUGAAAAAUGGUGGAACUCGGCUGCGUCAGACUUUCAUACUACUUCCUUUGUCUGAAUCCUUACCUUAAAAGUACACUGUUUAAGCUCUUCUUUGUACGUAAUCUUCCAGGAACACACUACAGAGUAAACAAACCUUGUUGGACUCGGUAUGUAGUAUGAAAGUGGGAUGAAGUUUUAGUUUCCACUUUGACCUAGGUUGCUUAUCUUGUGGUGUUCACACGCAUAUGCAAUUUUUAAUUAAGAUGGUGCCCAUAUCUUUGAAAUACCAGAUAUUUAUUUUAUUAUGAUCAUUGUCAUUGUAUAAGAAGAACACAGUUAGCUUUUUAGUCGUGCAUUUUUAAGGUGUUUGAGAGUGAAGCGAUGUAAAAGUUUGUUAUUGUACAGCUGGAGUAGCUGGUUGGUGAGCAGCAGGAGUGCUAGUUAGUUAGUAAGUUAGUUAGUGAAUUAGUUAGUUAGUUAGUAUGUAAUUGUUGUCGUCUUUGUGUUUGGCCAGAGUCUACCUCAGUGCAUAUGGAAUAAUCAGUCUAAAGAGCCUAAAUCAUCCCUGUCAGUCAUUCAGUACCCAUCAUGUCUAAUGAUAUCACAUAAUCAAACAUUACCAACACUGCUUAUCAAUUCCUCUCCCCUGUGGCGUCUUGAAACCCCUCUGCCUUCUUGUUUCCUCAGUUUAUGUCUUCUUCUUUCUCCCUGGGGGAAGCUUUCAUCCAUCCCUGAAUUGUGUGGAAAUAAUUAGUUGAUGAGUCCUUAAAAUGUCGUCCCUCUGUUUAAAUUUCAGAACAAGCUUUCAGGAUGUAGAAGUAUUAUUCCUCUCUUUAUAGAUUUAAGCCCUUGCACUUAUUUAAUUUGAAAAAUCAGGCAGUAAAUUGUCUUCAUCAACAAUCGUUUUUGUUUUCGUUGUUCGUAAAAAUGACCCACACAAAGCUUCCCCUGGGCGCUGGAAGAAGCCGUGUAGCUUUAUCCUGCACUCCCCUUUUUUCUACAACACCAUUGUGCUUAACUUGUAAAAGUAGUUCUUGGGCUCUCACUUAAUAUCUGAGAUCACUGAGCUCACACCUGGACCCACCUUGACCCUCUAAAAGUCACAUCAAAACUGAACCUGUUGACUCUCAGAAAGCCCACCUCCUCUCCGUCAGUCUGUCACUCAGUCUCUAAACAGUUAGCGCUCAAAUCCCACGUCUCCUCUGCUCCUUGUUGGUGUGUUUGUUUGUUUCUCUGUUCUGAUUUUUGUUGUGUAUGUAUAUUAUUUUCUACUGUGAAUAACAAGAGAUGACCUUUAUUUUCUGUCAAUGCCAUGGAUUGGUUAUGUUUUGGCUGAUCAGGACUCUGACAUCUGGUCUGGUUAGAAAAAUGUUUUAAAGUGGAGGACCCCCCUCUCUCUCUUGAGAGAAGAUUUUUAAAAAGCUGGACUGGGACAAUCCUGUGUGCCAUAAUAACUAUUAAGACAUGAAAUCUAGAUUGUAACUUUUCGUCUCAGGGAGGCGGCCUGAUGCUUUUUUUUUAUUUUUUAUGGGAGGAUAAAUAUGAUGAUUAGGAAGAGGAGCGACCUACCUACCUUUUAUCUACUCUGACUGAAGCGCAUGUUCUCAGCAUCCUUGUGAGAACAAAACAAACGUACUCUCUAUUAAAAAAUCUACCAAAUCUCUCUACCCUAAUGAAGCUCUAAAGUGAUGUGGUCUGGACUGCCCUCUAGUGGUUGGAUGGGAGCAUUGCAGGUCAGCGGUGGCAAAGCAAACAGGGCCACAACGACCCACAGUGCCUUGCUUAGACUAACAGCCCACCUGCCCCCCCCUCCAACUUAAAGCAGAACCACCACUGACUGGCAUGUCUCCACCACUGCAUUAAAUAGGAGUUUCAUCCUCUGAACAUGGAAUGAAAAAACAGAUAUUGUUUUGAUGUAUUCUCUAACAGCUUGGUCGUAAAAUACUGUAGUUCGGAUAUGACUGAUGAUUUCUAAAGAACAUUUUGAACUUAUGUCUCUACCUUGCUAAGCCCUGGCUUGCUUUGUGCAUGGAAAAUGAAUUAUCUAUACCAGAGAGUAGCUUGAUAAUUUCUUACUCACUGAUUUUGCAUCUCAUCAGUCUUUGUUAACGGCAGCGACGCCCCAAAGCACAUGCAAAAAACCCACAAUUCGCAGCAAAUGAUUGCAUUACAAAUGGGGUUUUCCGCUUGGACUGACGUCAGAAGUUCCAUGACUUUCAAAAAAACAAGAAUUGAUUAAUAAGCUCUUAACUGUAAAUAGCAGGAGAUCCCCUUUGCCCCUGGAAAACGAAAGCACUUGACUUUAGGGAAGUUUAGGUUUGUUUUGUUCAACUCUGAUGACCUAAAACGCGGUUGGACAGAGCAUGCUCGUAAUGCAGCGCAGGGUGAGAACAAAGCAUUGUAUGUAUUAUUGUUUUGUUUAAAAGAAAAGAAAAAAGUAUUACAUUUUAGAGAUGUUGAUUUCUAUUUUUUUUAGCCAAAGUAUGGAGGGCAAAUACAAUUACUUUUUCUGACUGUAAACUUUUACUACUCUUGUACAUUUUGAAUUUAACAUUGUUAUCAAUGUGUAUAUAACUUUUUUUCUCAAUUUAAAAGAUAGAUGUUUUGUUUUACACAGAGCAAAGAGCAGAGUCGAGUCUGUCAUUGUAUUUAAACGGAGCUGCACAACUCCAGUCUGAGGGCUUAACUCUGUGUAAUAAGGCAUAAACAGUAUGUGGCCUGAAUUGUUCGCAAUGAUCCCUGCUAUUGACCCGAUGCAUGUUCCAAAUGGAAGUCGACAACAAGUCGCUCAUGUCACCUGCCCUAUGCGUAACAGCAGCAUGUCACCUGUAAAGCCUUUCUUGUGUCACAGAUACGUCACCUGUCACAGAUGUUAUUGUAUGAAACUGUUUCUGACAAGAGACGUGUGUUUAGUUUGAAAGUUUUUUUUCUUUUGUUUUAUGUUUUUUUUGUAAGUGAAAACUGGAAAAGACCACUGCACAUCCUUUUUGAAGAAGAGGAAUACGAGUGAUGAAAUCCUGAAUAAGCUACAAAAAUUUAACUGAUGGUUCAACGACUUUCCGUCUUUAGAUGUAGACUGUAAAGUUUGGGGUGUUACAGGAAGAGGAAGAGAGUUUUUGGGAAAUGUUUGUUUUCUUGCCCGGAGGUAGAAGAAAAGAAACAGAAAAUAAGACGCAGCAAAUAGUUAGCGUUAGCUUUGCAUUAAAGGGUAACUAAACCCCCUAGUUUCGGCUGAAGAGUAUCUACCCAGCAAUUUUUUUAAUUUUGCCAUUGGAACGUCAAUGUAUCAAUUUGGACAGGGCGUGAGUGUAGGUUAUAUAGGGUAUGAUGACAGGCGCAAGUACCAAAUAAUGUCACCGUGAACUCAGCCAGCCAUUAGAAAAUCUCCAUUGCAGUAGUCAGGUCUCGACCUGCAGAUGGCAGUCUCCACACACAUUCUCAACACAAUUUGAGGAAUUUUAAUACUUUAUGCUCAACUGCUGGGAUCAAGACCCACAUUGAUUAACAGCACUACUCAAUCCCUAAAUAUGUUUUCAGCUAAAAAAAAAAAAAAAAUAGCGGUUUGGGGUUUAGUUACACUUUAAGUACAGAAAAUAGUGGGAAACGGCUAGCCUUGCUCUGUCAACAGUCACAAAUUAUUUUACACAAAAAAAUUAUAAUUGAAAACAUAUCUAAAUAUGAAAUACUCUUAAAGUUGGAAGUGUACAAAGGUGACUUUGUAGUCUUGUUAGAGGGUUUUACACGACCUAGCUUCCCGAAUGGGAACAGUAACUUUCACGUUCCCUUUGGUUGCCAGACAAUGAGGUUGAGAUUAUGAGGUUCAGCAUGUUUAUAAAUGUAAACGAUUCCAGAAAUGAUUGCAGGAAAAACAUUUUGGUAAGGGCUAACCCAUUUCCAUUGUGCUAAGCUAGGCUAACUAGCUGCUAGCUUUAGCCUUUAUUUGACUGACAGCGAACAAGCGUAUUUCCCAAACUCUUCCUUCUAAAGAAGUUCAGCACAAAGGUGAUACACCUUCAAGCAAUGAAUGAAUUGAGUACUGUCUGUCAGUAGUGUAAUGAUGAACUGUUCAUAUGUGUGUUAGCGAUUAGGGAGAGAUCCUCCAUUGUUUAAAGACAGACAGUGGGGGGCUUGGCCGGUGUGGUGAUGACCCUGUUUUUGGGACGACAAAUCUGAGGAAAAGCUGCCUCUUCUUCAGUUUUUACAAGUCAUCUGUCGGUCCAGUGGUCUGCUCCAGUUUACACACAGAUCUCCUCUAUUUAUCUCUGUCCUGUCCCCUGUACUGUGUGUUGUUCAAAACUAUGGAGUCGUGUCUGUGUUGUCCUUGGUUAAAGUCGUUAUCACAGCUUUCCUGUCUCUGAUUGCUGCUCCUCCUCCUCCUCCUCUUUUCCUCCUCUCUGUGUCCUUUUCUUUCUCUCCUCAGUGCACAUAGGUGGUCCCCAGAAUGCUGUGUGUAGUCUUGCAGGAUACCUCUUUAUUAAUGUCAUUUAUUGCCGAUGAAUAUGCUGAUGUAUUAAUUUUUGGGAUAUGUUGUGUAUACAUUAUGUUGAGACAUCAGUGUGUAUGCAGACAGCAGGUGUAUAUGUGUGUAUGUACAGUCCGAGACCCGCAACCCGCAGAGAUCGCUUCAUCCCUCACACUGGAUCCAAAUGUGCCAUUAUCUUUAUGUAUAUCAACAUAUUUAACACACACACACACACACACAUACACAAACACACACAGAGACAGAAAUACAUGCAUAUUGUACAGGAUCAAAAAUGUGCCAUGACUAAAUAAACGCUUGACAAUUUAUUUUUUCUAUGUUUUCAAAGGAGAGCCAAGUAGUGACAUGUACAGAAAAUGUUGCAAUGAUAUGAAAAUAAAAAUCUUGCUGUGUGUAAAUUAUUCAACAAUUAACUGUUUAUAUUAAAAUUAUGAAUAAAAUUAUUGGAGAAUA